AUCUAUGAAACCAUCUAGCAUUACCAAUUCCGUUUUACCAUUAACAUCAAGCUAAAAGUACAAACUUUUGUACCAUAUUUCAUUAGAUUUAAAUUGUUUUGGACUUUUUCAAGAAAAUUGUCUGAUAUUUCCUACAUUGGUAAUUCUAGAACUCAAAGAUGGAUGUUGUCUUUGGACUAUACUUUGGAAAUAGCACCUGCUGUGUUGCUGUCAAUAAAAAUGGACUUGUCAACAUAGUGGCAAAUGCAGGAGGCGAUCGCGUCACUCCUGCAGUUGUUGCUGUACAUGAUGACGAGGUUGUGACAGGCUUGGCGGCUAAACAGGGCUUGGUUCGUCAUGGCCAGCGCUCGGUGCUAGGGGUGUUGCGUGAUAUAUCAGCGUCAGAGCCAUUGUUGAGCAACUUACAAGGCUCCUGCCUGCCAGAGUGGGAUGAAGAUGGUGACGUGUCAUACUGUGUUCAGACGGAUUCUGGCCCCAGGACUGUUCAAGCUUCCAAUGUUAUCAAACACAUAUUCCUGCAGCUGAAAG
Molecule: messenger RNA, 528 nt
Organism: Hyalella azteca
Lineage: Eukaryota; Metazoa; Arthropoda; Malacostraca; Amphipoda; Hyalellidae
Product: heat shock 70 kDa protein 14-like
Exons: 2
Molecular function (GO): ATP binding; ATP-dependent protein folding chaperone
Source: RefSeq, a predicted model, not a curated record